CAGCAACACAUGGCUCAUGGACAGUUUGAUUCUGGGGCAAGAUUCGGAGCUGGAGCUAGUAUGAAUAUUCCCGUAAGUAUACAUGUAUAAUUUGAUUCUAAAAAUGCAGAGUAAUGAAUAAAACCAAAUACAAAUGGAAGAAAAAUGCAAACAGAAUUAUUCUGGUUUUGCAUGAACUGAUAAAACUCGUACAUAUCAAAUAAUGUGUACCUUAAUUUAUACAUUUAUUCCAGCCUCCUCCUCCUGGUGUGAUGCCUACGCACACUCAAAUGGCCGCAGCACAUGGACAGCCUGUUGCUAUGCAACAACCAAAGGCUGGAUGGUUGGAAGGAGCUCGUGGUGGUGGUUACACAUUUUGGUGAAAUGUUGCAUUUGAAUUAAGACUUGUUCAUAAUUUCUUAUUUGUGGAUUUAUAUAGACAUAGUGGAGCAUUUUGACUGCAUUUACUGUAUAUAUGUACACAAAUUGCAUCCAUUAAAUUUGAGUGAAUAUGAGGGUAGCGGUCAAAUUAUGUAUUCCAUCAAAUGAGAUUUUGUGAUUAAGCACAUCAGCACAAUGUUAUAAAUACAUGGCCAUCAAUUGAAUACGAAUAUAAACAAAAUUUGUGAAAAUAAGUUAGUGUUGUAAUCAAUGUAGUGUUGUAAUCGUAGUUAAAAUUUUGGAAAUAAGUAGUAUAUAUUUCAUAUAAUCUCAAACGUAGUUACUGUAGUACAGUAUAUUGUAGGUAGCAUGCAAUUGCCUGUAACUGUCGUGUAUAUCUGAUGUCGAAUUACUGUUGGAAGACGAAGUAACUGACGGAAGUAACCCUAAUCACAGCCCUAUCCCUAACCUUAAAGGUCCAGACACACCGGACGCGAUUCGACAACGCGACGCGAUUUUUCGAUUUUCACUGACCGAUAACUUUGAUCCUAGUUUAAAUUUUCCAAAUAUUUAGAAGCGCUAUAACAUUUUGAGUUAUUUGGUAGACAUAUCUUUUAAAAUUUGCUCUCAUUGGUUGCUUUAUUAACUUUCAAAAACUAAAAAAUCGCGUCGCGUUGUCGAAUCGCGUCCGGUGUGUCUGGACCUUAACGGUUGUGAUCGUAACAUAACGAUAUAUAACCCAAAUAGUGAUUGACUGAUUGUCCCACAAUCCGAAAUUACCGAUCGAAAAUUAUUCAUGCAACGAUAUACCCGAUACCGUUUUUUUUGUUUUGUUUUUUUACCGUUUUUUUGUUGUUGUUUUUUUUAAGGUGAGCGAAACAAUAUCUCUCCGUUGCAAUAAUUCCUCUGAAAAUAACGUUCCUAAAAGGUGCGGAUAGGUGUCUUUUUACGUCGCUACGGAAAACUAUCCGGUACAAGUGUAAACGUAGCCUUAGUGACAUCGUAAUGUCAGUCGACCGAGUCACAG
Messenger RNA from Paramuricea clavata, 1387 nucleotides. Lineage: Eukaryota; Metazoa; Cnidaria; Anthozoa; Malacalcyonacea; Plexauridae. The record is from the annotation of a GenBank genome assembly.